Messenger RNA from Phacochoerus africanus (Common warthog), 3732 nucleotides. It is a transcript of the gene B4GALNT4, whose product is annotated as beta-1,4-N-acetyl-galactosaminyltransferase 4. The record is from RefSeq and is a predicted model, not a curated record. Gene Ontology annotation, cellular component: Golgi cisterna membrane. Bases 281 to 3415 code for a protein of 1044 amino acids. The transcript has 20 exons. NCBI's taxonomy places the organism in Eukaryota, Metazoa, Chordata, Mammalia, Artiodactyla, Suidae. Gene Ontology annotation, molecular function: acetylgalactosaminyltransferase activity.
GUAGCACCGCAGCGUGGAUGCUGCUCGGUCCCGCCGCGGCCCCCAGAGCGUGGAGCCUGAGUGGCCGGGCGGGGCCGGGCGGGGGCACCGUCAGGAGUCCCUCCACCGCCCACCCUGGGCCCUCGGCCAGGGGCAGUCUGGUGUCGCGGCCGCACCCUGUGGCCGCGGGCGGCGGACAAAGGGCCAUGCGGGGCUGGGGGACCCGGCGCGGGGCGCACGGGAGCCGGGGGCCGCAGCGGCGCCACUGAGCGCGUCCCGGGGCGGGGCGGGGCCGGCCGCGAUGCCGUGGUUCCCGGUGAAGAAGAUCCGCAAACAGAUCAAGCUGCUGCUUCUGCUGGUGCUGCUCACCUGCGCCGCGUGGCUCACGUACGUGCACCUGAGCCUGGUGCGCCAGGGCCGCGCGCUGCGCCAGCGGCUGGGCUACGGGCGAGACGGCGAGAAGCUGAGCGGUGUGACAGACGGCCGGGGCGUCCGUGCUGCGCUGUCCACGCAGAGGGCAGAGGACUCCAGCGAGAGCCGUGAGGAGGAGCAGGUGCCCGAGGGUCGGGCCCCAGACAUGCUGUUUCCGGGGGGGGCUGGAAGGCCACUGUCACUCAACCUCACCCAUCAGGCGCCCCCGUGGCGGGAGGAGUACAAGGGGCAGGUGAACCUGCACGUGUUUGAGGACUGGUGUGGGGGCGCCGUGGGCCACCUGAGGAGGAACCUGCACUUUCCGCUCUUCCCGCACACUCGCACCACCGUGAAGAAGCUGGCUGUGUCCCCCAAGUGGAAGAACUAUGGCCUCCGGAUUUUCGGCUUCAUCCACCCGGCGAGAGAUGGAGAUGUCCAGUUCUCCGUGGCUUCGGAUGACAACUCUGAGUUCUGGCUCAGCCCAAACGAGAGCCCGGCGGGUGCCCAGCUGGUGGCCUUUGUGGGCAAGACUGGCUCGGAGUGGACAGCGCCUGGAGAAUUCACCAAGUUCAGCUCCCAGGUGUCCAAGCCCAGGCGGCUCAUGGCCUCCCGGAGGUACUACUUUGAGCUGCUGCACAAGCAGGACGACCACGGCUCGGACCAUGUGGAAGUGGGCUGGCGAGCCUUCCUGCCCGGCCUGAAGUUCGAGGUCAUAGGCUCUGCUCAUAUCUCCCUAUACACAGAUGAGUCAGCUCUGAAGAUGGACCACGUGGCCCAUGUCCCCCAGUCUCCAGCCAGCCACAUGGGACUGGGCCUGCGGCAGGAGGAGCCCAGAGCCGACAUGCUGCGGCCUGACCCCCGAGACACCUUCUUCCUCACGCCUCGGGUGGAACCCUCGAGUCUGGAGAAUGUGCUGGAGCCCUGCGCCUACGCCCCCACCUACGUCGUCAAGGACUUUCCCAUUGCAAGAUACCAAGGACUGCAGUUCGUGUACCUGUCCUUCGUGUAUCCCAAUGACCACACGCGCCUGACUCACAUGGAAAGCGACAACAAGUGCUUCUACCGCGAGUCGCCACUGUAUCUGGAAAGGUUUGGCUUCUACAAAUACAUGAAGAUGGACCGGGAGGAGGGGGAGGAAGACGAAGAGGAGGAGGUGCAGCGCCGAGCCUUCCUCUUCCUCAACCCUGCCGACCUCCUGGACGACGAUGAAGACGAAGGAGAGCCACCUGACGGGCUGGAGCCCACCCGGGCGUCCGCACGCUGGGCGUCCCAGGCGCCCAGCACCCUCCGGUUCCCCGCCGCCGCCCCCACCCAGGCCCCAGCCACGCCCGGCCCGCCAACGCCCCCCAGGCGCUCUCGGGCGCUGAACUGGGCUGCACACCCCCUUCCCCUCUUCUUGGGCCGCGCCCCGCCACCCCGUGCUGCAGCCGAGCGGCCGCCCCCAAAGGUGUAUGUGACGCGGGUACGGCCGCGACUGCGGGCGCCCCCGCGGGCCCUGGCACCGCUGAGCCCGCGCGGCCCACCCUGGUCGCCCUUCACUGGUGUCUUUCUGCGGCCCAGACCUCUGCCCAGGGUGCAGCUGCGCGCGCCCCCACGCCCACCCCGGGCCCGCGGGCGCAGGACCCGUCCCCAGGCCACAGAGCUGAGGCCUCUCGCCCGGGCCCCGGCCACCCAGGGGAGCCAGGAGGGACAGGCACGCGCACCCGGACUCACGGCCCCCACCGCGGACUCAAACUCUUCGUCCGAAGCGCAGCCCGUGACCUCCUUCCUGAGCUUGUCCCAGGUGUCCAGGCCACAGCUGCCGGGGGAGGGCGAGGAGGAGGAGGAGGAGGAGGAAGGGGACGAUGACGAGGAAGGGGCACCGGGUGAUGAGGCCGCGUCAGAGGACAGCGAGGAGGCAGCUGGCACAUCGCGCGGCCGCUGGCGCGAGGACGCCAUCGACUGGCAGCGCACGUUCAGCGUGGGCAACGUGGACUUCGAGCUGCUGCGCUCCGACUGGAACGACCUGCGCUGCAACGUGUCGGGAAACCUGCAGCUGCCAGAGGCCGAGGCCGUGGACGUGGUGGCCCAGUACAUGGAGCGCCUCAACGCGCGCCACGGCGGGCGCUACGCCCUUCUGCGCAUCGUGAACGUGGAAAAGCGCCGAGACUCCGCGCGCGGAAGCCGUUUCCUGCUGGAGCUGGAGCUGCAGGAGCGCGGCGGUCGCCGCCUGCGCCUCUCUGAGUACGUGUUCCUGCGACUGCCCGGAGCCCGUGCCGGAGACACGGAUGGAGACGGAGAGAGUCCGGAGCCCGCUCCCGCCGCCUCCCUGCGCCCCGACGGGCGCCCUGAGCUGUGCCGCCCGCUGCGCCUGGCCUGGCGCCAGGAUGUGAUGGUACACUUCAUCGUGCCAGUGAAGAACCAGGCGCGCUGGGUGGUACAGUUCCUGGCAGACAUGGCCGCGCUGCAGGUCCGCACAGGAGACUCUCGCUUCAGCGUCAUCCUGGUGGACUUUGAGAGCGAGGACAUGGAUGUGGAGCAGGCCCUGCGCGCAGCGCGGCUGCCCAGGUACCAGUACCUCAGGCGAACGGGAAACUUUGAGCGCUCUGCAGGGUUGCAAGCUGGAGUGGACGCGGUGGAGGAUGCCAGCAGCAUCAUUUUCCUCUGCGACCUGCACAUCCACUUCCCUGCCAAUAUCCUGGAUGGCAUCCGCAAGCACUGUGUGGAGGGCAAGCUGGCCUUUGCGCCUGUGGUCAUGCGCCUGGGCUGCGGGAGCUCGCCAGGGGACCCCCACGGUUACUGGGAGGUGAACGGCUUUGGCCUCUUCGGGAUCUACAAGUCGGACUUCGACCGCAUCGGAGGCAUGAACACAGAGGAGUUCCGAGACCAGUGGGGAGGCGAGGACUGGGAGCUCCUGGACAGGGUCCUGCAGGCAGGGCUGGAGGUGGAGCGGCUCCGACUGCGGAACUUCUACCACCACUUCCACUCCAAGCGGGGGAUGUGGGGCACGCGCAGCCGGAAGACCCCCGGCAAGGAGGUGCCUUGAAGACCAGCAACCCCUCCUCCAGCUUCGCAGCCCUGGCAGCUGGAGGCCGGCGCUGAGCCUGGACUCUAGGGACCUAGCGGGGCUCAGCCCUGGGCACAGCCACCACCCGUGCCUGCAGCCCCCUGGCCCACCCCAGCCAUGGCCCCCUCGGCACCGCUCCCCAGAGAAGCAGCCUCCAUAGCGGGCCAGGGUCGGCCUGGUCCCCACGCCCUGUGAGACGAUUUCUGUGAAAUUUUGCCGUAGCGAUGACGUUGUUUUCAGGAUUUCCAAGAGUUAUGUCUGUUCCAUUUUUUAUUCAGAAUGAAAUAUUUUUUUUA